AUGGCUGCCAUUGCACAAGGACAUCAGGUCCACCCCGAAGGUCGGACGUGGAAGAGUCAUUUUCCCAAGGGUGAUCUUUGGGAGCUUGAUUUGGAAACCCCCUCCACACUACGCGCGUACCAGGCUAUAUUAGUGGCUAUGUACGACGUUUUUGGCAGUACUGACCACCGCGGCACUCCCGAGCAACCGGGUCGAGUAGUCACCGUAAUCGAGCGAAGCUUCUGGGAGACCUUGGAUGAUCCGCUCGCGCACCUGGAAUCCGAAUCUUCCUCCACAGGCAAAGUCUGGGGCGCGGCGUACCACAUCCCAGCGUCUCACGCCGAGGAAGUCCACGACUACCUGGACGAACGGGAGAUCGAUGGAUACAGCGCGCACUACACGCCUUUCCACCCCACAACCGAUGUCCAAGGAAUGACCGGAUCUGGUGAAGAUCAAGGAUCCUCGCCAAUCAUCUGCAUGGUUUACAUCGGGCAGCCGACUAACCCGCAGUUCCUUCGUGAUGCGGCCCAUCGCGAGCCGCAACAUGUGGCACAGGUCAUCAGCGAGGGACACGGUUUAAGUGGAAAGAAUUCUGAAUAUCUGUUCAUGUUGGAGAAGGCUCUUGAUGGCAUCGGGCUUGGUAGUGCAGAUGUUCAUGUUACAGAUUUGGUGAAGAAAGUCAAGGCCAUUGAGCUCGAGGGACUCGCAGAGGCUGAGGAGAAGGAAGCUGAAUUGCAGGUCACAAGGUCUUUGGAGGGCGCGUCUGAGACUGGUUUCGGAGAUGAUCGUUCGACAAUUGAAUGA
Messenger RNA from Penicillium paradoxum, 783 nucleotides. Its product is annotated as gamma-glutamylcyclotransferase. Gene Ontology annotation, molecular function: glutathione specific gamma-glutamylcyclotransferase activity; gamma-glutamylcyclotransferase activity. The record is from RefSeq and is a predicted model, not a curated record. Gene Ontology annotation, cellular component: cytoplasm. Bases 1 to 783 code for a protein of 260 amino acids. Gene Ontology annotation, biological process: glutathione catabolic process. NCBI's taxonomy places the organism in Eukaryota, Fungi, Ascomycota, Eurotiomycetes, Eurotiales, Aspergillaceae. The transcript has 5 exons.